This is a messenger RNA of Anopheles stephensi (Asian malaria mosquito), 9800 nucleotides long. RefSeq names its product F-box/LRR-repeat protein 6 (gene Fbl6). Gene Ontology annotation, molecular function: protein binding. The coding region runs from base 1387 to 3594 and encodes 735 amino acids. The transcript has 10 exons. NCBI's taxonomy places the organism in Eukaryota, Metazoa, Arthropoda, Insecta, Diptera, Culicidae. Gene Ontology annotation, biological process: SCF-dependent proteasomal ubiquitin-dependent protein catabolic process. The record is from RefSeq and is a predicted model, not a curated record. Gene Ontology annotation, cellular component: SCF ubiquitin ligase complex.
GUAAAGCAUCAAGAAAUGGCAUCGUCGUCGUUCAAAUAGUGCUGCAGCUUGUUGUUAAGAUUGAUUGCGUUACGCUUCCCAAACGCAUUAGAAAAGAGAACGAGUACGAACGGGCAAGAGAGCGAAGAAGAAAGAGAGCGUACGCAAGCAAGCAAAAAACGGGCAGGCGUGCGUGUGGUGGUGUGCACAGAGCGCAAUGUUUAUAUCGUCAUCUCGCUUGGGCCGAUUGCGAAACCAACCCAUGCCAGAGCGAGACAGCCAGCAAAGAACGCGCAAAGUGUGUGUGCGUGUGUCGAGUGUGUGGCAAAUAGGAGCCUAUAGAGAGAGAUUUAGAAAUUAUUAGGACACAAGUUGAACGUGCCACAGUGCGCUGGUGAACUGAACACCGCGGCCGUGGCAAGAGUGUGUAAAAAUUGGUGGUCAAAUUAAAUUGCCGUUAAAAGUGAACAUCCCCACCGCAAAUCGAACGUGGCAGUGGUGUGCCGUGGAAGGUGCGUAUGAAGUGACGGGGGAGCAUUUUCUUCGAAUGUUGGUGGUAGUGGAAGAAUUUUCCGAAACAAGUGAAAGUUGUGCUCCACCCCGCUUUGCCGACACCGCUGCCGGAAGCUGUUGAUUCAUCUCGGUCGUAUCGGAAUCCUUGCUGUGGCGGACAGGCUGUUGCUUACCGCAGCCAGCCAGUAGUAGUGCGUAGUGACCGGAAUGUGUGGUGGACCAAUUGGCAGUGAAAGAGUUAAUUGGUGAGCAGGCAUCACCGUCGUCAUAUAUCGACCAGCCAAAAGGAUUCUGUGUUUACUCAGUGCACAGUAAGGUCGAUUGAAGCGUCAAGUUAACUGAGCCCAACAUCUUUAAGUUAUGAAUAUCGUUAAAACUGCGUGGAAAACAGGCAGAAAAAUGUAGCCAUACUAAGCACGAACCACUACUAAACUUUUUGACGGCAGUAUCGGCUAGUUAGAAGAGGCGAAUCUGGCAGUACGGCCAGACUGUUCUAUAAGAAUAAAAAAAGGCGAAAGUGAUUUUCCACAUGCUGUGUAGUGUCGGGAUUGAAAGUAAAGUGCAACAACCACCCUGCAUGCUGAUGCGCGAAAUACACACUCGCAAGUUGCAAUAUUUGAGUUGAGGAAAGUGAAAAUAGACGACGACGACGACGACGGCGAAAAACAAAAACAAGAUGUACCGCUGAUUCCAUCGACGGAAGUGGUGGUGAACUGUACGGAUUUUGGGUGUAAUUUUCUAUGAAUGUUUUAUUUUCUGUUAUACUCCGAUCGAAAGUGCACUAUCGAAUCUAGUAGACGCUGAGCGUGUUGACAACCGAAAGUUUAGAGGACAACUCGUUUGUCCCCUGGUUUAUGUUUACAUUUCUGUGUGCGUGUGUGUGCGUUAAUAACCAUGGAAACACUGGCGGAAACGAGCCUGCCGGCAGGAUUACGGCGCACGGUACCAAACUCCCUUAUUCCUACCUCGCCCGAUGGUGAACAGUCACCGCAAAACAGCAAUCCCGGCUCGGUGCUGGCCAACAUUAUCGGUACGAGCCCGGGCGGUAGCAGCAGUGCGCACAACCUGCUCGAGGACCACUCACAAUCAUCGCAGGAAGAUGGCAGUGGGAGUAUGGUCAGUCCCGCUCCACAUCCCGAACCGGAAGAAACGAUCGAAAACAUUGAGAAGGAGCUAAGCGAAUCGUGCGUGGAUACAGACUCACAGCCGGCACUGGAUACCGGUCACGGGAAGCAGAAAACUACCGUAUCACCGCGCAGCAGUGCCGCCGGCGCACAGGGAGCAGCGCCAUCGACAUCCUCCCCGACAACGUCAGCGACCGGUGGGAAGGGUGAUGCUAACGGGCAGACGGCAAAGACGACGACGGCGACGACGGCGUCUGGCCCGGGUAGUGGAUCGUCAGUGUCGAAUGGUGGCAGCUUGCCGAAGGUGACACCGAGCGGUGGUAAACCGAUGGCCAUGCGUAACUUGGACCGCAAGAUCAAUAAGCCACGGAGGCGACCGAAACCCAAAUCGAUGGUAGCCUUUUAUCAAAGUGAGAUAAGUGACAACAAAAUCGGCAUUAAGCUGUGUAUAAAGAAAGCAUCUGAUGCAAUAGUACAACCAAAGAAACCGAUCCGCAAGCGUGCCCGCAAACCCAAGAGCCUUAACGAGGAUAGCUCAGACGAGACGACGUCACCGGAGAAGCGAAACCGGCGGAACGAGAAGCCGCGAAAAACGAACAACAACACCGAGAAGCGAAGUGCCGAGCAGGUGUACCAGCAGCCGAAGGUGCAGAGCAUAUGGGUGAACGGCAUGCCCGAUUCGGUGCUGUAUACGAUCUUUAAAAAAGUCGUCCAGGAGGAGGGAAGCCUACCGACGCUGGUUCGCCUGUCGGAAGUUUGUGCGAGCUGGAACAAAAUGUCACAGAACACAUCACUAUGGCGAACGGUCGAUCUUGGCAUGUGGACGAAGGAUCGGUUUAAGACGGAGCCCCAGCUAAAAUGGUUCAUCGAGAACCGGCUGAAGCAAGCGACCGAAUUGGGAUUGGCAAACUGGAAGGUAACGAAUGUGCAAUGCGUGCUGGAAAAGCUGCUCGAGGCAGCGCCAGGGCUGACCAGCAUAACACUCACCGGCUGGAAAUCGCUCUCCUCCGACCAUCUGCUGUAUCUAGUGCAAAACUUUAAACACCUUCACAGUCUCGAUCUCAGCUCGAUCAAUGCUGAAAUGAACGCCAAUAAAACGGCCGUUGGCCAAUCGUCCUUGUGCAAUGCCAUCACGGAAAUGGGAGGCCGGCUUACCCAUCUAUACCUGGCCCACAAUCGGCUCUGUGGUAUUCCGCAAAUUGUGAAAGCACUAGCGACACACUGUCCGAAUUUGGUGCUGCUGGAUCUGUCCAACGUGAACACGAUUGCCAUAUCGCACGGUAUACUGCAUAUCGAGCAGCUGCAGCACGGCUGCCAGAAGCUGAAGGUACUCCGGAUAACGAACUCACACAUCAACCUUAGCACGGCCUCGUUACAGGAGCAGAUGGAAUCACCCGGUUUCCCCGAACUAGAGGAGCUUUCCGUCGCCUCCCUAGCGGACGAAGCGCGCAUGUUUAACGACGAGUUUCUGCAGCGCAUCCUUAAAACCAGUACAAAGCUGACGCUCCUAGACGUGCGCGGUUGCGCCCGCCUAACGCACGACAGUCUCAUCCGGUUGCCGACGUGGGAUUUGAAGCAUCUCUUCCUAUCCGGCUGUUCGAUCAACCGCGACCUGGGUGCUGGUCUGGAGCUGAUUGCGUCGAAAUGGGCGCACAGUUUGAUCGAGUUCGAUCUGGCGUGGGCUAGCGCUACCAAACCGCUGGACGAUGCAUUGAAAGCCCUCGCGGACAAGGGUUCCGAAUCGCCAUUGAAGUACCUCAACCUCUGCGGAUCAUCGGUUUCAUUGGAAGCGGUAAAGGAGGUACUAGCGAACUGUCCACACAUUAACGCCAUCAAUCUCUCCUCGUGCCGGGGGUUACCGCGCGGCGUCAAGCGAUUACUGCAGGGCGCACAGGAAAUUGCGGAACUGCGAGAAAACCUGGGCGUCACGCUAAAGGGCGCACCGUCGCAAUCUGCCUCCUCUCCAACCGAUACCUAAGCGUCCUUCUAACCCUACAUUCGCCUCCACGUGCUGUGUGAUACGUGCACGGUCAUCUUGAAGCGGCAAUAAUGAUGAUGGUGGUGGUGGUGAUGAUGAACCUCGCUCGUAAUGUGCGUGAUAUGGUGGAGGAUUUUUAAAACACAUUAGCCAAACUUCCCAGUUGACGUGGCAUUAGCAGCGAGGCAGCAUCAAGAAGCGGAAGGAAAGGCAGCAGCUAAGGUACAAGCAGCAGCAAUAGUAAUAGUACCUUCCCCGGUUCCCCGGUUGUCUAUCGUUUCCGGUGUGACAACCGCAUUGUUGGCAUUUGAUAGCGCAACUUCACGCUGGGCAACCGCCACGUGUGCACCAUUUGUUUGUAAUUUGUUUUUUUUUUAGCUGUGAAUAGUCGGCGCACUCUUAGGAAUACGGUACAAUUCCAGGUACCCGUGGUUUCUUUUAUUAUUUUACAUUUAUUGCUUCUCGUCAAGAGAAGAGUAGGAAGGACAAAUUGUCAACCAUCGUUCCCGUAAAUUAGCCAACCAAGAGACAAAAGUUACAAAUUCGCGUGCGCUUACUAUUAUUGCACACACAACCUUAACCCCAGUAGCCGCAUAUGCCGUAUCGUUGUUGGUGGGUGGACUGUUUCAGCUCCCGCAAACCGAUGUACCUUUUUCGGGCCAGUUUUUCGAUUCUGUGAGCCUGUUCACACCAUAUUCUCCCAGCGAAAUUGUACGCUCAAAAACGAUCUCAACCAACGUUUCGUUUCAUUGUUUGAUUGUUGUUUUAUCUCUUUGUGUUUGAAAUGAUGGUUUAAACGCGCAAUCUGUGUUAUACACACUAGGCUUCUGUUUAAUGGACACCAGGCACGAAGCAAGCGAAUUCGAAAACGAACGUUACACAGAUAUCGGGGGGGAGCGAUAUCGCUGGACUUAUAUAGCUGGAUCUAUUGCCGAUUUCGCUCCUUUCAUCCAGUGCUGCGCAUUUUUGAUCGCUUGCUUUACGCAGCUUGUUGCGGGCGAUCAAUCUCCUUCACGAAGUGUUCCUCCCCAUCGGUACCUUUAUUUUCGGUAUGUUGUUCUACGAUCUCUUAUCUAAAUUCCAAUCGGUCUGUUCUAUAAACCAACAAUAUCUGUCUAAGAAUCUCGGUACAAAAUUUUUUUUUUCGUUAAAUUUAUUAUCUUUGUUAUUAAAAUUAGUAAUUGUUUUAUUAAAUACUUACAGUGAGACCUCCCAAAGAUGGAGAAACCGUAGAGAGAUGACUGGGCAACAGUUUUGCACUAGUAGCUUGAAUCGGUCUAUUUAAAGUGUUGGAAACUUUGGGAGGGCUCCCAACGAUCUGUCAGUUAGAAAGCAAAGAACACAAGAAACAAGAGACAAGAAAGAUCGGAAAAAGGGAGGUCGGGCCUACCCGACGGGAAUCAGCAGGACCAGUCAAGAACCGAAGUUAAAACAGAAGUGUACUAAUUUUUUGAUCUCUGCUAUUAAAGAUUUCUAAAGAAUUCAACCGCGUUUCAACAUAAAGUUUUCCACAUCUCAUCACAGUAGGGUCGGUCCUCAAUGGAAAUUUUUCUUCUUCUUCUUCUUACCUGGCACUACAACCUCGAAGAGGUCUGUGACUUGAUUGUACCCCGUAGCAUAGUAGUCAUACCUUCUCGUACGGUGAGGCGGUCUGGAUAGGAUUUGAACCCCAGUCCUGCUGUGUGAAGAGCGGCGCCGUUAUCGACACGCCCCGCGAAUGGAAAUUACUCUCGAGAAUUUUCUCUUCUUCUUCUUCUUACCUGCCAUUUCUGGCUUACUGGACUUAAUGAUGCCACGUAGUUCGAUAGUCAAUUCUCACUACGGAGGGAACGGUCCGGAUGGGAAUUGAACUCCGGUCCUGCCGUGUGAAGUCCGGUGCCGUAGCCGCUUUUACCAUCGGACCGAGUUGGAGGAAUGUUUGAAAUGAAUAGUGGAAUAUUACAAGUCCGCUGUGGAUGUUUGCAAUCGUACAAUGGAAUCUUGAAAACAAUUAGGGACAAUUUGCAAUGCGACUGUGGAGAGUUUUUAAAAAAGCUGUGGAUUAAGGAAGUGGUAAUUGAAUCAACAUUUUGCUCGUGAAACGAGUUAAAAUUUGAAGGACAAGUUCAUGUAAAAACAGCAAUCCAAUGGCACCCUGUAUGAGCGGCUUCGGUUGAAGGACACAGUUCUUCCAAAACUAGAUGAAGGACAUGUAUGUAUUUUAGAGCAAUUUAUCAUCGUUUGAAGGUUCAACUCUCGGGGAGGUUUCACUGCAAUUUCCUUGUUCUCUAUCUCUUCUGUGGUUUGUUUUAUCAACGAACGUGAGGUACAAAUAAUUUAAAUGCCUAUUUCUAAACCUAACCAUUCCUGAUCAAGUGGUGCCAAUAAGAUACUUUUAUACCCCCGUUUUUACCUUCCCGCGAUUUUAAUUGCUUCAAACAAUGUGCAAAUAACCAGGUACGUGUUUUUUAAUUUAUCUUAAAAUUUUACGCACACUUCGUGAAGGGAUGGUUGAAUCGCUUGCCGGACGAGAGGAUUAAAAUUUAGCUUUUAAGUAACACAAUGUUUGCAAUACCUAUAGUUGGUCCUUGAGUGCGUAGUUAAUGCCCACACGACGCUACAAACGCAUCUGGUUUCGUUAGGCUUGCCUAUAUCCGUUAACAUACUUGCGGUGCGAUUGUGGGGAUGUUUUUACAAGAAAAUCGUUUUGUAAACUAAUGUAAGUAAAAUUUAACCUCCAGUAAUCGAAACGGGGGGAGGAGACCAUAGAGGGAUAAAGAAGAACGCACCACAUUGAAGCGGAUGGCGCGACCAAAUCGAAAGCUCCUCAGUAUGUGACCGUUGACGUAGAAGUGAGCUUUAUAGUAGUGGAAAAUGUAUUUAAAAUAUGUUUAUAUGCUUUCUGAAGACAUCUUACAAAAUGUGUUUUUAAGGAUAAAACCUCAGAGAAUUCUUUUAAUUCUUGUACUUUGUUUUACAGGGUUUCUCAGGCUAAUUCAACAUUGUAACGCUAUAUGUCAACAGCAUCAAACGCUGAUCCGGAAUCGUAUAUGCCUCGUUAACCCUUCUCAACACAGGAAAACAAACAUUCAACGCCGUAAAAUUCUAAGCUUGCAAUGGCAAAUUCCUAGUUGACGGAGCUAUAUUUGAAACAAUGUUUAUAUGCUAUACUUGGUUUCGCAAUCUCUCCCUCUCUCCUUGGCCUAAAGACCCCUGAAGGUAAUGGUAGCCAUUUCUGGCUUGCUAAACUUAAUGCUACCACGGAGUUGGGUAGUCAGUUCACGCUAUGGGGGAAAGGUCCGGAUGAGAUUUAAACCCCGGUCUUGUCGUGUAAAGACCGACGCCGUUGUCGCCUCUACCAUCGGGCCAUUUUAAAAUUCCCGUAUCAUGUCAACCGAUUCUAAUGAAUUGGAGUAGUCCGGUUGCCGAGGUGAUUGCGGCACCGGUCUUCACACUGCGAGACUGGAGAUGGAAUCCCUUCCAGACCGCUUCCCUGUACGCAAGGCUGUGAAUAUUCAGCUACGGCAAACAAAAAUCAAGUCGAAGAACGAAAUGGCAGGAAUAGACUUUUUUUUUCAUUUAUUUAUAGAGGUUUUGAAUUGAAGAGGGUUUGAAUGAGUCUUAAAGACUUCAUUCGCCUCUUUCCGGUAUGAAGGUUACAUGGCUAUUGUGGUUAUGGCUAGCUAGUAACUAAGGACUAUUCCAAGUGUGGCUCAUAAAAUAACUAUUGCGGAUUAAAACUAAAUUUCUCUAUAAAGGUUGCUGAUGUGUGAAAAUCGAAUAAGGCGGUUUUGUUGCUGUUUGUCGGGUGAGAGAAUGGUGGCUAUGUCGCUAUCUAGUUGGCAGGUGUUUCGGUGUACAGUGUAACCAUAGCAAUCGGCGAGAAUGUGGCGGACCGUGAUGUCAACGCCACAGAAGCUGCAGAGUGGAGGGCUGGAUUUUUCGAGGAGUUAGGAGUGGGUCAGGCGGGUGUUUCCGAUGCGGAGGCGGGAUAGGACUCGUUGGUGUUGCGGCUGGAAUCAGGAUCAUCCCAUGGUGCUGUGUUGUGUUUGGUAGUACGGAGUUUCGUGGAGAGGUCUAGGUUGUACCAGGUGGUGUUCCAAUGUUGAGCGAUUGCAGUGUUGAUGAAGCGGAUGGCGUCUCGGCGAGAUAGGGAGUCGUGUGGUUCAGUUUGACGGAGCCGACCUCUGUUGGCCAGUCGGUCGGUUUUCUCGUUUCCUUGGAUUCCGGAAUGACCCGGAAUCCAACAGAAGACUAUUGCGGGAGAUGAAGGGAUGUCAUCUAGGCAGGCCCAGACUUUUCGAGGUUGUGGUGCCAAAGAAAAAGAAGAAGACUAAGAUUGUUUUUUGGAAAAGCAUUAAAAUAACUCAACAUAAACAAAGAACAACAGACUUAUCCUUGAAAAUUGAUUGAAAUUUUAAAAUUAAAAUCAUAAUUCAUUAUCGAGUCAACGGUUUACAAUUUAAAUAUUUAACAGAAUCACAUCGAAACAUGCUGCUUGAUAGGUCAUUUUCAUUUUUUUAUAGGCAUUUUCCCAUGUCGAGUUGGGGCUUUACGGAGUUGAAUGUUUGUUUUCCUGCAUAUAUGAAUUGCUUAUAUGAUGUCGGAUUAGCGUUCUAUGCUGUUGCCAUGCAGCGUUACAAUGCUGAACUGACCUGAGAAACCCUGUAAUUGUUACCGAUCACUCAUGUCGAAUUUUUGAAUGAAGUUGAAUUGUGAUUUAACGCCAGAAAUUUAGCCAUCAAAACGUAAACUUGUAAGACAUUUUAAAUCCUGGAACAUCAUUUUAUGGUUUUAUCUCAAGUACUAUUACUAAAAUCUCUCACUACUAAAACCGCUGUCAGCAGGUUCGAAAAUUUACCACCAGGGGCGCGCUGCAAUAGAAACUGUUACGGGCGCGAUCAGCUUCCAUGUGGUGCUUUCUUUGCCGUUGUUAUUACAAAGUCAUUGUAGUAUUCAGCAGCAGCAAAUGCAAAAAGGGGCACAAAAUGAUCAAAACGGUUUUGUGUAGCGUAUAGAAACGAAGAAAGCUAUGUAGGGAAUGGUAAGGGAGAGAAAAACUGUUGCAAGAGCAGAACAAAAGCAAAACAAAUUUAUAUCUCGCCUUUUCCAACAUGGCAGCGCAGUGGUGCAGAGCGUGAAACAGUGGAACAAAAAUACCAGAACAUACCAGAAGUGAAAAGCCAAAUCAUGGUGAAGGUGAGAAAGCAUCGCGAGUGGCGCGCAUACUUCCUUUUUUCGUACAAAAUCCCACCACGAUUCUUGAGAAUGGCCACCGGAAACUGUGUGCGUGUGUGUGUGUGCGCGCGCAAUAUAAAAUGACAAAAAUACGUAGGAAACAAACAAACCCAAGCUAGUGUAGAGUGUAGUUAAACCUUUUUUCUUAACCAUUUCCCCUUGUUCCCUUCGUCCCCCGGAUUGUGCCCGAUUUUCCUCCGACCGGAGUCAACGUUUUUACAAAAAGAAGCAAGGUUCGCACUCCGCCGUCGUUAACGUUGUAAUUUAUUUUGUUGGCUGCGUAGGUAUGGCGGCAAUAAUCUAACUGCUAAGGUAGCUCGUAAGUGCACUAAAAGCUAAGCGAAAUCAAACAAACCACAAAUAAGCAAGAGGAUCAACAUUUUCUUUGUUAAGUAGUGUGUUUCUUGUUGCAGAACCGAAGGGGGAAUAAGAAUGGAAAAGGAAAGGAAUGUUGUUGAAAAAGAACAAGCGGGGGAAAACACACACACACAAACACAUACACAUGUUGGCAAGUACUUGGAGGAAAGUGCGAAAAGAAAGUGUGUGUGUGUGCAAAUAAAAAAGGGAAAACAUUCAAAAGGACACAACCAAAAUUGUUAAUAUCGAAUGAAUCCGAUCGGAAAACAGAGAACAAAAAAUACAAGUUAGUUUUCUACAAUCCAACCCCAAGCCGAUGUGACCCCCGAUGGUAGGAAAAACACGAAACCAGCUAAUGUAAGCAAACAAACAAAAUGCCCACUUGUAAAGUGUGCGUGUGUGCGUGAACGCGUGUGUGUGUUUGAUUGCACUUCGAAUAUAAAAAAAAACAAAGCAAAGCGGAACCAAGUGCAACAAGGAAUGGUGGAAACAAGAGUUAGAAGUAAAACAGAGCGCGAUGAAAAAAUUAUAUUAUAUUAUAUUAUUAUUAUGAUAAUUAUUAGUAUAGUUUUCGUUUAGACUUAUUGGAAAAAAAUAUAUUAUUGAAUAAAUGUGUUUUAUACAAAGCGAAA